CGCGGCGCGGCUUCGUGGUGUUAAACAGGAGAUUUGCUCUGUGGAAGUGGUGUUAAGCUGCAAAGUACUAGGGCUCAGGCACCACAGACGCUCUGCGGAUUUUUCCGCAUUCAGAUUGUUAAUUGGUCUGACGCUGACCAAUCACAGCCACUGGUAGAAGUGGUCCUGGAGGUGUUGUGGGACCUCCUGACUUAGCUUCAGCACCUCUUGAUGAGAUUCCGGUAGUCUUUUCUGGCCGGCCGGUGAGACGCGCGUCUUGCCUCGGCCGUGUUGGCAACCUAGCAACAUUUCAACCAAGUACGAUUUAUGCACAGGUGAUUUCGUGUACUUUAGGUCCUUGUUUGGCGGAGGGAGGCGGCGAUGAUGGAACAUACACCCUAUCUGAAACCAGUUGUCCAUGCCACCCUCCUAUAGCGCAGCGAUUAUGCAUUCAGUAUGUUCUCCUUUUGUAAAUGCAGCACUGUGGUGAUUGGCUGUACUGUCCCAGUUUGCUAGCGGCCGACCGUGUGGUGCUCUCAGAAAGGCUGCUUAACACCCUGAGGAGGUAUCGCUAUUGACAACUGUCUGUUGUUUCCGGGCUCCAAAACACUAUCGCCGUGUUAAGGGUUAAUGACACUGUUGCCUGACAGCUGUCUCCGGCGCCCCUCGUCUCCCUCUGCCUCCCUCCCUGUGUCUGUCCGCUGGGGGCGGCAACCUCCACAACGCCCCCCCCCCCCAGCCGGCGGAAGCUCCGGCAUUCGCGGGGAACAGGAGGAGAGAGGCGGGGACUCGUUUUUCCAUUUCUGGACGUUCACAAGGCAACGCUCCACCUUAACCCCUCCCACAUUUACUGGUUUUAUUGAGCGGGUGCAGAAGGCAAAACCUCCACCAAAGCCGCCUCCUCCAUGCCGUUGUAUGGGGGAUCUAGUCUCAGGCUUUUUAUUUGGAAAGCCCGCUACAUUAGGUUGGCUGAGCUGUAACUGUUCUGGAGUGCGCUGGCUGACACACAUCUGUUCACGCAUUGAUCCUCUCCCUGUUCCUUUCGAUUUUCCCAUCACAGCUCCAGGGCUCUCUGUCCCUCCCCGUUUGUAUUGUUCUCUCUUUGUGUCUCUCCCUCUCUCUGUCUCUCCCUCUCUCUGUCUCUCCAUCUCUCUGUAACUCUUCAUGCACUGGCCUCUGUGACGAUGAUGUGGUGUCAUUAUUAAGGACGGUGGGAGGCUGUCUCCCCAAGGACACUGGUCCCUUACCCGCUCAACAUGACACUGCAUGUCUCUGAAUGACUGUGUGUGUGUGUGUGUGUGUGUGUGUUGAGGUCGGGGGGAGGGUGGGGGCAUGCGAGUGUGUGUAUGCGUUCUGAACGGUUUAUCCCGGCUAGCCCAGAUGCCCCGGCUAAAUCCAUCACCAGCGGUGCGACUCAGCGAGGGCUAAGCUGGAACAUUUGGCGCUGAGAGGAGGAGCAGUGGUGAGGAGGAACACACAGUUUCUCUUUCAAACACCAGGCAGUGGAGGAAGGGGAUUUUUCUUUUUGUUCUCUAGGGGGACUCUCAGGGAAAGGGACAGGAGCACUUUCCCCCCUCUGAGCCUUCGGCGGGGCUGGAGUGACCGUCCGUCAGACUGCCCGUCUGAAAGGAUGGAAAUGUGUGAUGAUGAACUGGGGGUCUUCACCGUCAUCCACUCCGGACUGGCACAAUCUCCCAGCUCAGCGGAGAUGGAGACCACGGAGAGGAGGCUCAGCAUUGCCCACCGCAGCCAGGGGGAGGGGGAGGUAGAGCGGACUGGCUAGUCCCGGGGUGGUCCUUCCGGCCCACCACACCCUCUCAAGGGCAUCACUCUCCGGACCGGAGGCACAACUGGUCUGAAGGCUGUGCGAGGAACCACUUCUCCGAUGUUUCAGAGACGCUCCUCGCGGAGUCCUGCCACAGAGAUUGCGUGAAUCCGGUGUUUGGAUGUAAAACUCUGGAUUUCGAAUCUGGAUCUGAUUCCCACUCAGGCGGGGCCUGAGUUCUGUCAGGCGUAGCUUGAACGCAUGGACGUGUUUGGUUUCACGAAGAUGGCAAAGCUGCCCGGCCACAAGAACAAAUCGUCCGGCUGGCCUCCUCCCUCGGGAUCCUGGAGCACCCUGCCCGGACCCCCCUACGGAUGGGACAUGGGCUCUUCCAGGGAUGGCCGUGAUUACUUCAGCAAUCACGUCUCCCAGAGCAGCUCACUGGAGGAGGUGCAUCGGCUGGAUGGGGUACAGCUGAUGCCCCCUGCCCCCCGGAUGGUGGAGAUGAGACGGGACCCCGUGCUGGGGUUUGGCUUUGUAGCUGGGAGUGAAAAACCAGUGGUGGUCCGCUCCGUCACCCCAGGGGGUCCGUCGGAGGGAAAGCUGAUCCCAGGAGAUGAGAUUGUCAUGAUUAACGACGAAGCGGUCGGCUCGGCGCCUAGGGAACGAGUCAUUGACCUUGUCAGGAACUGUAAGGAGUCCAUAUUGUUGACUGUGGUCCAGCCAUACCCUUCGCCCAAGUCGGCAUUCAUCAGCGCGGCCAAAAAAGCCAAGCUCAAGUCCAACCCGGUCAAAGUGCGCUUCGCUGAAGAGGUCAUCAUCAACGGUCAGGUUCCGAAUGUAGUAAAGGACAACUCCCUCCUCUUCAUGCCAAAUGUUCUGAAGGUGUACCUAGAAAAUGGGCAGACCAAGUCGUUCCGCUUUGACAACAGCACAUCUAUCAAGGAUGUCAUCAUGACUCUGCAAGAGAAGCUGUCCAUCAAAUGCAUCGAGCAUUUCUCUCUGAUGCUGGAACAAAGGACGGAGGGAUCGGGCAGCAAGCUGCUACUCCUGCACGAGCAGGAGAUGCUAAUUCAGGUGACACAGAGGCCUGGGUCUGAUAAGAUGAAAUGUUUCUUCAGAAUAAGCUUUGUUCCAAAGGACCCCGUCGAUCUGCUCAGACGGGAUGCAGUGGCAUUUGAAUAUCUCUACGUUCAGAGCUGCAACGACGUGGUUCUGGAGCGCUUUGGCUCAGAGCUGAAGUACGACGCCGCCCUCCGAUUGGCCGCUCUGCAGAUGUACAUCCUCACCAUGACGACUAGGCAGACACAGAAGGUCUCCCUUAAAUACAUCCAGAAGGAGUGGGGUCUGCCACUUUUCCUGCCUCCAGCAGUGAUGACCAGUAUGAAGGAGAAGAAUAUAAAGAAGGCUCUGGCUCACAUCCUCAGAACCAAUCAGAACCUAGUCCCCCCAGGGAAGAAGUUGACUGCACUUCAGGCCAAGGUUCACUACUUGCGAUAUCUCAGUGACCUGAGGUUGUAUGGAGGGAGAGUGUUCAAAUCCAUACUUCUGCAAGGUGAGAAGCAGACGGAGGUGACCCUGCUGGUGGGGCCCAGGUACGGCAUCAGUCACGUGAUCAACGCCAAGACCAACCUGAUGGCCCUCCUGGCGGACUUCAGCCACGUGAACCGCAUCGAGAUCCUCACCGAGGACGACGUCAAUGUCCGCGUGGAGCUACAUGUCAUGGACGUUAGGCCCAUCACAUUGAUAAUGGAAUCUAGUGACGCCAUGAACCUGGCCUGUCUCACCGCGGGGUAUUAUCGCCUCCUGGUGGACUCUAGAAGAACUAUCUUCAACAUGGCCCAGUGCAACAGCAUCACUGAGGAAAUGGAUCCAGAUAGACUUUUGGAGUGGCCGUACAGCACUUCAUUAGGGAGCUGUGAGGACCCGAACGCUGCAGGUCGGGAUGAGCAUUACAACAGCAAAAUGGACUUCUCCAACUGCGGACCGAGAGAAAACAACAUCUCUAACUACAUCCCCGAGCCUCCCCACCACAGCUUGCCCCCUCAGCAGAACGACCGGCCGUUAGAGGGAAGGAGUCGCCCCCAGCCCCCUCCUCUCCCCCCGACCAGAAACAAACCCCAGGACUCCCCGCGGAGCGCCAAGGUCUCAUUCAUCUUCGGUGACCCCCCUCUGAACACCGUGAACCCCCAGAACUUAGGCUACGAGCGCCUGAUGGACGAGAGUCCAGAGGUGCCCAGGCCCCCCGCUUACUUGCGCAACAACGGCCACAACACCGGCGACCUCAGAACCGCGGACGGGCUGCCGGUGCCCUUCCAGUUCGCCGGUGCCAGUGGCAGUCAGCACGUGAUCUACAGCAACAUCGGCGAGGAGCCGGCGGAGGAGCCGCUGUUGCGCGACCUCUGCUACGCCGACACCACGGACGAUGCGGAGGACGAGGACGACGCCAGCUGCGAGGAGGACUCGGCCGGGACGGGCGCCGGGCGGGAUGUCGGCGGAGGCGCCACGGCGGCGAGCCAGGCCACGUUCCUCAGCCUCUCAGGCUCCAGCGACGACAUCAUCGACCUGACCUCGCUUCCUCCGCCCGAGGGGGACGACGAAGACGACGACACCGACGGCGCGCUCCAUUCGCUGAAUCUCGCCAUCGCGGCCCCUCCCCCAGGGUUCAGGGACAGCUCGGAUGAGGAGAGCCCGGAGGGCCGCCCGCGGGCCACCGCCACCGACGACAUGCCUGUGUCACUGAUCGACGCCGUGCCCACGGGGGCGCACGCUGAGGCGAGUGGCGGGGAGAGGAGGCUGGAAGACGCCGUGGUGUCCACGCUGCAGGCGUUGGAAGCCCUGGCUGUGUCCGAGGAGAGGCCAUGCCCACACCCGCCACGCCCACAGCGACCACACCCAAACAGUAACCCAGGUGUGAAUAUCUCUCGAGCCUUCAGUCCAGAAUCUUCCUCUGACUCUGGCAAUGAAACCAACUCCUCUGAGAUGACCGAGACCUCAGAGCAGGCUGCUGCCCACAAACUCAUCCACGAGAAUCACCGGCGCCUCCUUAUUGCCACCCAUGAGGGCUACCAGCCUCUGAUGGAGGAGAAAACAGACUUCCCAGUCUCGCCUAGCACAGCAGGAGGGGCCACCAGAAAGAAACCCCACAGUCCCACCCAUAAUCAAGAUGGGGGGCCACAAUCAUCUUCUACACUUCCUAAACAGACCCUCCAUCCAGAUGCCAUGCAGCUGGACCCAGAAACUGUUGACACUCUGACUAAUCUCUCCUCUUGCUCUGGCAAACGACCCAACUCUGUGGUUGUCGGAGGGAAACGAUCCAAAAAGUCAGCCGAUGUCAACGGGAAGUUCAACACAUUCAGUGCCAGAGAUGGCCACAGAGGGAACCAGCUGGAGAUGGAGCGAGCCUUGUUCUGCGGCAGGCUGCAGAGAAGGUUGCCGCCUCCUCUUCUGGAGAGCUCCACCUCCGUCAUGGCGGAAAACCUGGCGGCAAACAGUCUGCCAAGGAUCCAGCGUGGCGUGCUGCGCCCCCCUCCCCCGCACCCUGAACGGAUGGAGCCUGAUGAGGAGCGCAAGGAGGCUUCAGGGGGUAACAAUGAGGCCACGGCUAUCCAAGAGGAGGAGCACCCGGGGGGAGCACCAUCAGGUCCCUUCCCCUCCUCCCCAGCCAAGAAACCCCGGGAACUUCCUAGCGGGCAGGGGGAUGCCCCAGCGGAGCCGCUUCAGCAGGUGAGGCCAGGGGUGGCCCGGCUCUGUGAGUACCACCUGGCCAAGCGGAUCUCAUCCAUCCAUAGCGAAGCCCAUAACUCCCUGCAGGGCUCACAGUGCUCGUCCCUGGACGCAGGCUGCAGCACGGGGAGCAGCGCCUGCGGCACCCCGACGGACUCGCCCCUCUGCCCCCCUGAUGGUCAUCGCCACCCGCUCUCCGAAUCGUCCUCGUCUCUCGCCAGGGUUCUCACCUACGAGGACAAGGCUCCCCACGGCGCCCCAGGUCAGACCCCCUCGGGCAAGGACCUCCACCCCCACGCGGACCCUGCACUCCUGCGGAAGAUGCUGCCCAACAUCCACCCCCCGGGGUCGGAAAGAGACGGUUCCAUCCGGUCGGCCAAGAUGAAAGAAACCCCAGGUAGUACAGCUAGAAGGGCUAACCUUCAAAAUGAUCUGCAUGCCAAGCCAGCCUGUGCAAGGGGUGCCAACCCCAAGGAGGGGAGUGAGGCCUAUAGGCAGCUCAUUAACUACCUGACAGUGAGCCAGAUGCACCAGGGGGGGAAGUUGCACAGUGCAGGCCUGGGAGGGGGAGUCAGGAAGGACACCAGGAGGUAUAUUACUAGCAAUCCCCAGAUUAUAGAAAUGGUUAGGAGCAAAGGGAACACUGUGGGCCGCUAUCCAUGCAUGCACCCCUCGUCCUCCUCGCCUUUCCUCAGCCCAAGUCUAGUCAACCUCAAUGCUGCUGCCUCGUUGGGCUGCAAAGGCCCCCGAACGUAUCUCUCCGCCACCCUCCCCGCUAAGCUGAAGAGCGCUCCUGACUUGCAUGCUCAGAGACCCGUCGACAGUCUUGAAUUGAGGCCCAGUGGCGCAGAGAGGAGGAGCUCCUUUUCGGGCCUUGAGAGGGAGUUAGAGAGCGGCGCUGUCGACCCCGAGGUCGAACGGUUCUUGUCGUUAAGGGAUGGCGCCCAUGGAGGGGGCGGGGGCAUGGUCCACAGGCCCCCCUCCAGGUCGCGGAGCGUGAUGUCCCAAGGCGGCGCCGGCAGCUGUGGCCCAGAGGAGUGGCUCAGGUCUGACUGCAGGACAAAGCAUGCCGUCCAACAGGCCCUUAACGAUUCUCUCUGUUUCUCUACCGCCCCUAGUGUAGCUCGCACUGAGCAGCUGGGGACGCUACUAGGAGCGGGAGCGGGUGACCACCCGUCAGCUUUCAUUAGGCAGGCCCGGGCCUGUACCACGCAUCCACCCCCCCCUCCACCACCACCACCGCCGCCGCCGCCGCCGCCUCCCCUACCAGUCAACAUGAGCGCUCACAACUGCACUGUGCCAAAACAGGAGUCCACCGUCACACACAGGGAGAACCACGUCCAGUCAGUCACCCCCAGCCUCCACCACCAAUGCGAGCCCAACAUCGGUAGCCUUCACCGGAGCAGGGACUCAAGCAUGAACAGCCUUCACCGGAGCAGGGAGCCCGGCGCCAACAGCCUGCCGCGGGGCAGGGAGCUCAGACGGAGCACCAGUAAUGUAACCACAGGCUCCGGUAGUGUAGAGAUGCUCUUCGAUAAAGCCAGGACUAAGUGCCAGCAGCAGCAAGGAUCUACUGACCCCAAACCCCAGAGAAGACCCGCAAGGAAGAGGUUGUCAAAGAGCUACUCACAGGGCUCUGUGGCAUCCACGUGCUGGUCAGCUGGGGGCAGAGACAGCCGGAGGGCUUCAGUGAUGUUCCCCCUGCAGAAGGAUGCCAAGCAUAUGAAGGGAUCGCAAAAGCUGGAUGCAGGCAGUCCCUGGAGGUGCCACGGUCCUUUCAGCUACUGCUUCUUCAAGAGGAAGAGCCAGGCGGACGAGGACGAGGUAGAUGCCGGCGAAAGGGAUGAGAGGGUCGACAGUUUGAGGCGCUGCCGUGGCAGGGAAAUGGAGGAAGCCUCUACCUACGGCCUAGCCACGGACGCGGCCGGUGAUCAGCUGUACGGCGAGGUCCUGACUAACAUGAGCUUCAGCGACCGCCUUUCACGCAUCAACGCACUCAAAGACCGCAUGUACGUCUUCCCCAGUGGCUUCUCAGACGUGCGCCGUGACGCCAGCGAGCUCAUUGCCCUGGUCCGUUCCAGUGUCGGCAGGGGGGACCGCGGUGGCCAGUCACAAGUCCCGGUUGACCUUUCCCAGUACAAGCAGCUGCUGUCCAUCGAGUCCAAAGAGCUGGGGCGUGCGUGCCGCAGGAUGGCCCAGGCUCAUGGCAGCCCGGAGGAGAUGCUACUGGCCAUCACCUGCAGCUUCCAGGUGCUGUGCUGCCUGUCCGAGGCCUGCAUGUGCCUGGUAAGGUGUCUGGGGGCGUCGGCCAGCCAGCAGCAAAGGGAGGUGGUGGCCAAGGUGGACGAGGUGGUCAUGAACUACAUCUGCCUGCUGCGCGCAGCUGAGGUGGCAUCCAUUGGAGCGCCCAGCGACCACAACGUCAGCGCCCUGGUCCGUCACUCCAGCACCAUGUCGGCCAUUGCCAAUGCACUCACCCGCUCCCUCAAAACACUGCUUAGCAAAUAGUGGGGCCGCCCAGCUGGUGGCCCUCGACUGUUAGUGUUGUGUACAUUAUGCAAAGCCAUACAAGCCACUGUCCUUUGGAAUAAGAACUGAUGUUAUUAUAGGCACCCUUCUUCUUGUGCAUAUGUAUUUUCUAUGUAUAAAAUGUACAUACAUAUUAUACGCUUUAUGAUAUACAUAUAUAUAUAUAUAUCUCAAUGUGUGUAUAUAUCAAUGUGUAUGUAUGUGUGUGUGUGUAUAUAUAUAUACACAUUGCUAUAGACAUUUUAAGAGGUUAUUGGGAAAACAUAUGUAAUUAAUGUGAUAUUUAUGAUGCAGUUCUAGGUUGCAAUGUGGAGAGGACUGACCCCAACAGAUCACUUAUUGUAAAUUGCACUGCAUUUAGCACCGCUUCAUAUUGUCAUUUUUAAAUUAUGUUGACCAUUUUUUUAACAAAUAUCAAGGGAAUCAAUAUAUAAUAAAAAAAAUUAAAAUAAGUAAGCAAUUGUCUAUUUAAAGAGCUUUUAGGUCAACCAAGCAGUGUGUAACUUUGGAUUUUUUUAAAGUUCGUUCAUUGUAAACAUUUUACUAUGAUUACCUCUAUAUUCAAUGGCAUCCUUACACAUCUAUGCAUCUGAUGAAAUUGUAUUUCUCUCACCAUAAACAUUCUCUAAUCCCCUCAAAAAAAGUCAGCAUUCUUUGACCAAUUAAAAUGUUUUACAGAUUUAAGAAUCA
Molecule: messenger RNA, 8689 nt
Organism: Esox lucius (northern pike)
Lineage: Eukaryota; Metazoa; Chordata; Actinopteri; Esociformes; Esocidae
Product: FERM and PDZ domain-containing protein 4
Exons: 17
Coding region: 2006-7978 (1990 amino acids)
Cellular component (GO): cytoskeleton
Molecular function (GO): protein binding
Source: RefSeq, a predicted model, not a curated record